Molecule: messenger RNA, 411 nt
Organism: Aureobasidium pullulans EXF-150
Lineage: Eukaryota; Fungi; Ascomycota; Dothideomycetes; Dothideales; Saccotheciaceae
Exons: 4
Coding region: 1-411 (136 amino acids)
Source: RefSeq, a predicted model, not a curated record
AUGUACUCACGCACCCUCCACCUCUUCCGUGCAACCCGCAUCCAACGCCUCCAAUCCCCCACCUCAGGCCCAACACCCACCCUCCGCCUCUUCAGCACCUCCUUCCCCCGCUCCAUCAAAGAAGACAAGAACCGCUCCCCUGAAGAACUAGAAGCCGAAAAGCAAAAGCAAUUGAAAGCACAAAAGGAGGGAAAAGCGCAAUGGAAUGAGAACUUGGCUAGCGCUGGAGAAGCCAGCAUCACCGCGGAUAAGCAGGAAGUCAAGGAUCAUGAUAGUCACAUGGAGGAAUUGCAGAAGGAGACUGCUGGAAAGGCGGAGAAGGAACAUCCUCAUGCCACGCGUGCCACAGUAGCAAUCGUCUCUCCUACGAACCUAACCUUUCUCUACAAAUACUACUUCGAGUUUGUCUAA